Messenger RNA from Entamoeba nuttalli P19, 3126 nucleotides. RefSeq lists its product as hypothetical. The transcript has a single exon. The coding region runs from base 1 to 3126 and encodes 1041 amino acids. NCBI's taxonomy places the organism in Eukaryota, Evosea, Mastigamoebida, Endamoebidae. The record is from RefSeq and is a predicted model, not a curated record.
AUGGAUGAAUUAUAUCAAAUAGCAUUAAAAAAAAGUAAAGGAAAAGUCCUUAACGAUGAAGAACAACUGAUGGUUAAAGAAAUGGUUAAAGAAACACUUAAACCAGUUAAUGUUACAACCCAAUUUGACCAUUUUAUAUUUACAAAUGAAAAAUUAAAAAAAAGUUAUUUGCAAAAUUUACCAGCACCACACUGUUGUCGUUUUCUUACGGAUAGUUAUUAUAUUUGUUCAUGUACUGAAAAGAUAUUAUUUAUUUGUGAAUCAUGUAAUGAACGUAUGAGUAUGGACAAUCACUAUAACCAUACAAAAGGAAAAGGAAAUAUUAAUAUGAUUUGUCAGUGUGGAAUAGAACAUAAAUUAAAAGUAUCUGAGACACCAACAUUAUUGACUGGAUCAUCUCCAGUUCUUAUUCUUCCAACACAUGAUGAGUCUAUUAAUAACAAAUCAACGAAAAUAGAAAAAGAUUCUACGAUUUUACUUGUAGGAGAAGAUUCAGUAGAAAUCAAUAAAAGUCAAAUUAUUUUAACAGAAAAUAAGAAAAAGAAAAAAGGAAAUGGUUUUAAUACCUUAGAACAAAGAAUUGAAAAAGAUGAACAAAAAUUAAAAACAUUACACAGAAGUCAACAAAAGAAAGAAGGAAUUCAAAUACUUUUUAGUAAAGAAAGUGCUAAAGAAAAGUUAGAAUCAUUUAAAGCUUUUAAAGAAAAAAUAGAUGAAGAAGAAAAGAGAAAUAAAAAUGAAUUUAAAGAAAGAAAACAAAAACUUAAAGAUUUACUUCCAUCAAAAUAUUCAAAAGAAAUAAAAGAAUUACCAACACAAUCAAAUAAAGGAUAUUGUUGUAUGCAUGGAAUUGAUAAUAAUUUUGGUAUUAAAAUAACAGAAGAAAUGGAACAUAAAAUUAAUAAUUUUAUAAUAGAAAUAAUGGAUUGUCUUAUUGAAAAUAAUAUGAAUGAAUGUCACCCUUUAUUAGAAUAUAUUAAUUCUUUAAUGGAAAUUCCUAUUAUUAAUGAAUCAAUUACUAUAUUUGUAACAACAACUCCAAUUAUGUUUAAAAAUGGUUUACUUCAACGGUUUUUUUCAUAUUUUUCAAGUGGAACUAAUGUUAUUUCAUUCUUUUGUGAUAAAUAUUGUGAAAUGAUAAUAAAAAAUGAAGAAGAAACUGAACAUUUACUUUAUCAAUUUUUAAUUGAAUUAGGACCAGUAAUUUUAAAUUCAUUUACAAAUUCAAUUAUAAUAUCAUUACUUCCAUCAGGAAUAAAAUAUGAAUUACUUACUAAAAUAAGAAAAGGAGUAAUAGGAUAUGAAGAGUCAUUAAAUUCAUUUCAAAUAAAUACAAUUGUUGUAAAAGGUGUAUUAGAAAUAUUUAAAUUAAGAAGAAAUCAAAUAACAGUUUUACUAAAUUCAAAAGAAUCAAUAACCCAAUAUUAUAGUAUUAUAUUUAAUUCUAUUACAAAUGUUUAUAAAGCAUUAGAAGAAUGUUUUGAAUAUUCAAAUAUGUAUUUUUUAUGUGAAGUUGUUAUGAAUAAUAGUGAAAUAUUUGGAACAUUUGUAGAGUUAUUAUAUUCUUGUAGUUAUUCAAUCAAUUUUAAUACAAUGAAUCCAUUUUCAUAUAUAAUUCAAUUAAGAUUAAAAUUAUUUGAAGUUCUACGUUAUAUAUUUAAGUCACUAACAUGUUAUUUAAAUCUUUUUAGAAUAUAUAUUAAACAUUAUAGAAUAAUAAAAACAUAUGUUGAUCUUGUUUUAAAGAAACAUCUUCAAACAGAUACACUUGAAUUUGAUGGAGGAAUUAUUUUAUUUCGAUUAUACUCAUUAAUAAUUAGAAUGUUAUUCAUUCAAAAAUCAUCAAAAUCAAUAACAUAUAAAUUACUAAGUGGAUAUUUUAAAUUACAACAUUAUUCUUUAGGAGAUUUUACUCAAAGAAGAUUAAUUAAUCUUAAUAAUAAUGACAUUAAUGAUUUUGAAGAACAAACACCAAUGCAUAUCGAUAUUAGAUGGCUAUUUACUGAUUCUUAUUUUCAAAAAACUACAUUAUUAGAUUCAGAAAAGAAAAAAUUAUCUAAAACUUCUUUAAUUUUUGCACAAGGUAUUCUUCAUUCUUAUUUAUCUAUGUUAAAAUCUAUAAAAAAUUGGGAUCAAUUCUUCUUAAAACAAAAAAAACAAAAAAUAUUUCUUCCAAUACAAUAUCUUUUAAUUUAUUCUUUUGACCCUUUAUUUGGUAAGUCUCUUGACACAUUCUUUCUUCAAUUAGUAUAUUCACAAUAUAAUUUUAUUCAAGAUAUGGAUUUAAUUCAAAAACAAAAUAUUCAUCAAUUAUUUGGUUUGGACUAUGAAAUGAUGUUAAUAUUUAAUAUGAUUAAUGAAAAUAAUUAUGAGCCUUUAAAUGAUCCUACAAUUAAAUAUCUUACUUGUAUUGUAAUGAUUUAUAUUGAUAUUUCUUAUGUUAGAUAUAAUAUUGUUAAUGAACAAGAUGUUUCAUUAUUACAACAACUUAAUCCUUCAUUAAAUAACUAUUGUUGGUUUCAAAAUGGAAGUGUUGUGUUUAAUAUGAAUGCUUCUUUACCAAUUAUUAAACUCUCACCAACUGUAUUUAAUCAAAUCCCUUAUUUUAAUAGAUAUAUUCCAAUGAUUUAUCAAGAAGAUUAUCAACGUAUUUGGGUCCAAUUAUUUAAUGAGUCUUAUAAAGGAUUUAAAGACUCUUAUUCUAUUCUUUCAUCUCCAUUAAUAAAAUUCCCGUAUAUUAUUGACUCUACAAAAAAUCUCAUAUUUUCACUUAUUGCAAAAAUAGACACUGAAUGGAAAAUAAAUAUAGAAUCUACUAAAGAAUUAUUGCUUUUUAUAAGAAUUCAAUGGAUUUUCAUUCACUUAUGUAAUUGCAAAAAUCCUUAUGAACCUAAUAAAAUUUUGUUAUUAUUAACUAUUAUUGAAAAAAUAAUCAAUUUUCAAUCUCAUCUACUCAAUUCUAAAAAUAUAUCAAUUAGUCUCUCUGAUUCUAUGGAAAUUAAUCAACAAAAAAUCUUUGACCUUCGAUGUCUUAAUGAAAACAAAUUAAUUAAUGUGUAUAUCAUUGAAAGCUUAUUAAAUAUCUUCCAAUAUCUCAAAGAAUCUAUCCCAUCAAUAAACUCUUAA